AAUCUGAUGAAAUUCAUCAAAUACUUCUUUCUCAUACCUACUUACCUCCUAGGAAGUACUACGAUCCAAGUACAAUUCCAAGCUACCUAACUUAUUCCUUUCGCAUCCAGUGAAAGAAAUUCUCUUUUUUGGCAAUAGGUCGUCUUUGAUUUCGGUCACCCGAAAUUCUUGCCGCUCAGGCUUUUUUGCCAUCCUCAAAUUCAUUUAUUGCUCGUCGCCGCCGAUCAAUCUGUCGCUUUGAAGGAGACGCGUCGAAGUCCCUUUGCCAUGUCAAUCAGACUUUCCAUCCGGCACCUUCGUCUGUUUUUAUUCCGUAAAACUAAUUGACCAGUACAAACAUCAUCAUCUUAUACAUACACGCGACUCUUAUGCGACUAGCUAUCCCCUACCCGGACCAUCGUCUUGUCUUUAGCUAGUACACAGAACUGCUGCUUAAACGUUAGGAACGGGCUUCCGAAUGCAUCGCGUCGAUUUUGUUCACGAUGUCAGAGCAUCCUUAUAGGUACGGCCCAUAUCAGGCCCAACAAUCUCAUUCGCAACCUCAUUCGCAGCCUCUUCCGCCAUUUGCCCAACAGCCACUUCCUUCCCCAAAUGCUCAACCACCUUACUAUGGGGCUUUCCAACAGCCAGCCGCCGCCGCGAGCAACUACGCAACCGCCCAUAAUUCCUUCCAAUACAACGCGAGCAGUAUACCCGGCCUAGGGAUGGGCAGCUCUUUACCACCUACGCCAUAUCGGACCGAAAAUAUUAAUAUCUGGCAACCUCAGCCACAACCCGCGCUACAUCAGCUUCCCACACAAGCGACAUUUAACUACCCUAUCUCUACGGCUAAGCAGUCUAAUGUCCAGAAAGGCCCCAUGGAGAAACGAGAUUUACCUGUGCCAUCCCAAGCACAAAAGCAUACCCCGGAAGAGGGAGAACUCAGCGAGGGCGAAUUUGAAGAUCUGUACGAGCCUAAGGAUACCACCGAUGUCGCCGCACCAAUCCCCCAACCUUCUCGACCUCCUAGUGCGAUGGGGAAUGAGAAUGGAAGCGUUGGCGACGCAGACGGGUCAUCCAUAUAUGACGGUACAACCCCUCGAGGCGAAGCUGUCAUUACUAGCACAUCCACGUCGUUUCCUAAUGCUGAACGCGAAUAUUCACCAGGCGAAGACUGGGAUCCCUCCUACCAAGAACGCGAGAGGUCUGGUUCGUACUCUCCCUACCUAUCUCCUAGAGAGAUCCAACGUAGGGUAUCAGUGAGCAAACCCGCCUAUUAUGGAAUUAAGCAAGCACAACCCACUCAAAACCCAGUACAAUCUUUGCCAGGGAUAAAUAUGGUAUACCCACAGCAGCCAUCAGUUGACGCACCAUUGUCAAAUGGGACGUCUUCUAACUCGGUACAAGACACCGCAGUCCGACCUUUCCUUUCUGUAGCCGAAGCAAAAAAGAAGGCACAAGAGGCGAUUCUUGGCCUGUGGCCCUUAAAGGUCCGAUAUCAAGAUUACAUUGAGGAAGGAUUUGAUGAGAAACUUAUCAAGGGCCUAUUUACGGAUUUGGGCCUGGAAGCUUCAAUACCAAAACCCGCUGCAGCCCAAAAGACUAAGAGUGAGCAACAGGCUCCAGCUGCAUCCUCUAACGCCGCACCCGAAUCACAGAAUGCCAAGGACAAACCCUUAGCUACAUCAAAGCCAAAGCCAGCUGCAACGGUCGAGGCUACGGUAGAUAGCAAUGACAUCAAGCCAACUAAAAAGACUGCCGCUGAGGAACGGAAAGACAAAAUUGCUCGGAAAUUAGCGGCGAAGGCGCAGAAAACCGCAAGCGCAGUCCAGCCGUCUGCACCAACGCCACCCCCUCAGGCAAACUCGACCAAUGCAGGUGUCGUACCUUCUACGAACGCUUCACCGGCGAAAUCAAAGACACGAGCUGAGACUAACGCACUCCUCCAUCAAAAGCUCGCCAUGUUGAAGAAAGCGCAGGAGAAAGCCUUGGCCGAAAAGCUGGCUGCUGAAAAUGCAGCUAAACCCACGACACCUUCAUCUGUUCCCGCGAGUAAUCCGACUACGAUUUCCGUAUCAAAGAAUACAGAAUCGUCCACAAAUACGAAAGCCGGCGCGAUAACCACCUCAGAAAUAAAUCGGCGCUCUGCAUCUACGGAGACGAGCUUACCGAGGGAAGGAGGUAUCCCCGGUCUGUUUCUGGCCACUCAACCAGCACAUGCGAUCAACCGCAACCUGAAGCGACCAGUAGCAGCGGACUUUGAUAAUUAUUCUACUCCUCCUCAUACACUCAAACGGACCCGCACUCAGCAAACUUUGAUCAUUGACGUUAGUGACGAUGAAGAUGUUGAGAUGGAUAUUGCAUCGCCUACUGAUGAGCCCAACUCGUCUGGUGAAAUAAUUCAUCCUCCUCGACAGACUCCCCUGGCCGCCUUUCCGCCGCUGUCUGAUUCUCUAAAUCGAAAGCAGCGUUCAAGUCCCAGCUCCAGCACUGGACCAACACCGCCUGUGCACGGAGCUAAAUUGGAUUUAUUGCAUAAACGAAUCGAAGAGACGAAGCGAUUAAUUGCUGAAGCCGAAGCAAAAAAGGCGGCAAAGAAGACUAAUGCUCCUCAAUCACCUCAAACUCAGCCUUCAGUAAUAGAAUCGACUAGAACUCCUAGAGUUUCCGAGACGCCCCCGGUACAAACAAGAGUUGAGACGGCCGACGUGAAGAGACGCGAUAGGAUCGUGAGCUACGAACUGCCAACCGUGGAAGCUACCCUGAAAGAAAAACAAGAUAGGUUAAAAGAAGCUGUUGCGAAAGCAGCCCAGCUUGAGCUCGAAAUCAAGGCGAGCAUGGAGCAACGACGCAGACUAGCCGAGGAAGCGGAGAGGUUGGCACAUGCUGCCGAGCCUAUACCUAUCGGAGCGAGUACAGAAAACGAGCAUGUCUCUCCUGAAACUGCCACCCCACAACCAAGUCAUGUCGAGUCACAGCCUUCUAGCGAGCAGCAGACAAAUUCUGAGGAAAUGACAGACGUUUCUAUGACCGAAGGAGAUAUAACUCAACCCGACCAGGUUGUCGAUCUAAAUGACGCCAACCUUGGUAUAGAUCCGACUCGGUCUACUUCCACUCAUAAUGAGAUCCUCGUGGCUGCUAUUGAAUCAUCUCGGGACCCCGCUCCGGUCGACAAAGAAACUCAGGCUGAGGUUAGCAUUAAUGGAGUACAACAAAAUGAUUCUAUGACUACAUCUGUUGAGGAGACCAAACCUAUCCCUAGCACAGUUAUCGACGUUUCAGAUGUCCAGGUUGACGCACAAGACCUGUCUAAGCUAGAUGGGUCCGAACAACGCUUCCAGGAGCGCUCUCCAAGCAAUGAUGGAUCCUACCAACCACAAUCUAUACCGAAUUCCCCUACUAGCGAUACCUCAAGACCUCAAAAUGCUACUGAGCAAGCACUCUCGUCCCAAGAAGAAAGUAAUCUACACACUGAUAAGCAACUCAGCUGCGAUGUGCUUGACGAGGCUGGUCCUGCCCAACCCGGCGAGGGAUCGGUUUUGUCCACACCUGAAAAGACAAAUGGAGAAGUACAGAACAACUCUUCUUAUGAGCACCCCUUACUGACUUCUAGCCAGGACGAGCCUGAAAAGUCAGCCCAAUUAGAGGAUCUGCUUUAUCACAGUCCUCUUGGAUAUUUUCGUGCAUAUAGAUUUCACCCCAAGUACUUCGACGAAGUAGCUGGCGGCCUGAAGUCAAUGACUUAUAGUUCCAAGAUAGACCCCAUGCGGCCAUUGUGCCCGCAUGUGCUAGCUGGAGAGCAGUGUCCCAACGGUAAUGCUUGCGAGUUCCAGCACUUUGAGAAUAUGGUACUUCCUGAUGCCGAGAUUAUUACACAACUCGGCUCCGCGGAUAUGUUCACCGGUGAAACAAGAAACAGAUUCAUUGAAGGCCUGAAAAAGGUUCUUAACGAACUGAAGGCCAACAAAGUCAAAGACUUCGAUCGCAUUACGAAGGCCAUUGUUAAGCACAGACAAGAGUUCCUCGAGGACAAGUCCAAAAUCUUGCCGCUCGACGCUGGCAGCAGUUAAGCAACCCCGUAGUUUACUUACGCAGCAAACGCACAAUCUACCAACCCCUGUAGACUUCGUACUUAAUCCUUUAUUCCUAUUUCUUCGACUUUAUUGUGUUACAUUAGCUAGGCAGAUCAUGAUCUUCCAUGACUAUUUCAGCCUACUUAUUUUAUCUCCGUGAGAGACGCCAUGGCAGUAUCUAUCCUUGUGGUAGGGUAGCCAGCAACAUUUUGAGGCUGGGCACAUGUUUUUGGGCUUGACAAUUCCCUCGAUCUUUCUGGUCGGGGGUUGGUACGCUGGAAAUAUGACAUCUACCAGACAGAAGUGUCUGUGGAUUGAUUAGCUUCAAGAGACGGACUUAGGGCCACGCGGUCGGCUUAUGAUCGAAAGAAAAAAAGAUUAAUUAAAGCAGAAGAUCUAAGUCACUGCUCGCGGCAUAGCAAUAGGAGUCGACUGAUUAUUCAAAAAAGAGGGGGCAGGGCACAUGCAUUUACUAUUUAUCCAAAUGCGGUCCAUGUUCCUCACAGAGGACAGCCACGAAAAAAACUGGCGGGGCCAUGUUCGGGAAGUAUUUGCAGUUUAUGCUAGGAAAAUAGCUGAAUAGCUCAGUGAAUGCAUACAAUAUCUCUUGACCCGAGAGCUUCAUCGUCUGAUAAAA
This is a messenger RNA of Daldinia caldariorum, 4689 nucleotides long. RefSeq lists its product as uncharacterized. The coding region runs from base 483 to 4049 and encodes 1188 amino acids. Lineage: Eukaryota; Fungi; Ascomycota; Sordariomycetes; Xylariales; Hypoxylaceae. The transcript has 4 exons. Gene Ontology annotation, molecular function: metal ion binding. The record is from RefSeq and is a predicted model, not a curated record. Gene Ontology annotation, cellular component: exosome (RNase complex); nucleus.